UAAAAUAAUUACCAGAGAUUAAAAGCUCCGAACUCUUUUAUAAUAAAAAGUGAGACCUUCCGUAUUCCGUCGCCCCCUUUCCCCCUUCCAGCCUUCCCCAAUCCCAUCCCUGAUCCCCAGCUUUACAGCGAUCAAGAGAUCGAAUAAGAAUAAUAAUAAUAACAUCAGCAGCAGUAUCACGAGAGGAACAGGAAUAACAAUAGAAUAAAAUCCAAUUCCCAGCUGUAUCCUUGCAUGGAUCCCUGCUGCUUUCGGAAUAAUAUCCCAUCUCCAGAAGAAGACGAUAAGAAGAACAAAUUUAAGUCGGUGACUAACUUUGAAAUCUUCUACAGAGAGACGUAGGAAAGGAGGAGACACGGUCGGAGGAUAGGCACAACCGACCUAAGGGUUGGGUUUGGUCUCCUCACGCCGCCGCGGCCGAUUUCUUUGGCCGAACACCAUUCAAAGUUUCAAACCCUUCUUUCUUCGAAUCUUCUCUACUCACGCUCAAAUUAGCCUUCAAUUUAUAGUGCAGUCGUUUCCAGUUUUCGGAACUUUUCUCGACAUUUUUAGGGCGAUAUUCGGUCGAUUUGAUCGACGAAUCUGCGCGAUUUGGGAGGAUUUUUAUUGGAUUUGUAGGGGGUUGAGAUCGAUGGGAUUGCGAAGCUCGAGAGAGGCGAGCCCGAGGAGCUUCCGGUCGACAGGGUCGUUUCAAGAUCGGAGCUACUCGCAGGAGCAGUAUUGGGGCGAGAGUUAUCCCUAUGAAGCGCCUGGGUAUCGGAAUUACCCUCCUCCGCCGCAAAGCUAUGGUGAGCCGGUGCAGGCCUAUCCACCGCCGUCUUCUGGUUACUCGCAGCCGUCCCGCACGCAGCGUGCUGGUGGGUCUCGACCGAGGCUGGAUCGGCGGUACUCGAAGAUAACCGACGAUUACAAUUCUGUGGAACAGGUCACUGAGGCUCUUGCACAGGCUGGCCUGGAGUCUUCAAAUCUCAUUGUUGGUAUUGAUUUCACAAAGAGCAAUGAGUGGACAGGUAAAUUUUCAUUCCAUGGACGCAGCUUGCAUCAUGUCGGUGAUAUUCCAAAUCCCUAUGAACAAGCGAUCUCUAUCAUUGGACGAACCUUGUCAGCAUUUGAUGAAGACAACUUGAUCCCAUGUUUUGGUUUUGGAGAUGCAUCAACACAUGACCAGGAUGUCUUUAGCUUCUAUCCUGAUGAGAGACCAUGCAAUGGUUUUUCAGAAGCCCUAGCACGAUACAGAGAGCUUAUCCCCCAUCUGCGAUUGGCUGGGCCUACCUCAUUUGCUCCUAUUAUUGAAAUGGCUAUGACCAUUGUGGAACAGAAUGGUGGACAAUACCAUGUUUUAUUGAUAAUUGCUGAUGGACAGGUUACAAGGAGCGUAGAUACUGAAUUUGGACAGUUGAGCGCUCAGGAGCAAAAAACUAUUGAAGCCAUUGUAAAAGCUAGUGAAUUUCCUUUGUCUAUUGUUCUGGUUGGAGUUGGAGAUGGCCCUUGGGACAUGAUGAAGCAAUUUGAUGAUAACAUUCCUGCUCGAUCCUUUGAUAAUUUUCAGUUUGUAAAUUUUACGGAGAUAAUGUCAAAGAACAUGCCCCAAACCAGAAAAGAGGCAGCAUUUGCUCUCGCAGCAUUAAUGGAAAUACCUUCACAAUAUAAAGCAACAUUAGAACUGGGAAUCUUAGGUCGUUGUUCAGCGAAGUCUCCGGAGAGGGUCCCUCUUCCCCCACCUGUUGGAGGUUAUGGUACAUCUUCCUCUGGCUCUAAAAGUUUCCAGUCAACCAGUUUUCAGAAGAGUGUACCACCUUAUUCUGGAUAUGAUACAGCACCAAGUGCAGCUCCUACUGCGCCAAGUGCAUCAUUGGACAAUCAGCUUUGCCCUAUUUGCUUUACAAACCCAAAGGACAUGGCUUUUGGCUGUGGGCACCAGACUUGCUGUGAUUGUGGCCAGAGCCUGGAGUUGUGCCCCAUCUGCCGAAGUGUAAUUCAUACUAGAAUAAGGCUUUAUUGACGUGAUCAGCAUUUAUGGUAAUUAUUCUGCUGCCACCGACGAGCAAUGGUUGUGCCUCCAUGAACACCGUGCGGUUCCCGUGUCCAAAUGCCUGUGUUUGAAUUAGUGAAAGUGUUCAUUUGUAUUUUGGGUACAGUAUUGCAGUAUCGUAGAAUUUUGUACAUAAAUUACCCUUUCGGCCAUUGUUUAGGUCUAGUGAAUUCUUUUCUUUUUUAAUUGUUUUUGUUCCGGGUAUUUUACAUCUCAAGGUUGCAUUAUUUUUUGUGGCACUAAUAACAUUCUUUGUUUGAUGAGCUUUUAUAUAUAUAUUUG
Elaeis guineensis (African oil palm) is the source of this 2314-nucleotide messenger RNA. The record is from RefSeq and is a predicted model, not a curated record. Lineage: Eukaryota; Viridiplantae; Streptophyta; Magnoliopsida; Arecales; Arecaceae.